Messenger RNA from Homarus americanus (American lobster), 2824 nucleotides. RefSeq lists its product as uncharacterized. Gene Ontology annotation, cellular component: membrane. Gene Ontology annotation, molecular function: ligand-gated monoatomic ion channel activity. The coding region runs from base 1 to 2409 and encodes 802 amino acids. The transcript is spliced from 14 exons. The record is from RefSeq and is a predicted model, not a curated record. Lineage: Eukaryota; Metazoa; Arthropoda; Malacostraca; Decapoda; Nephropidae.
AUGAAUCACAGCCAUUAUUACUCUAAGUUUAACUCCAGGUUGGUCUCACUAAGGCGAGAAGGUCAGGAUGUGCAGAAAGAGAGCGAUAACCACUGUCUCGCACAGUCGGUCGUGGAGCGUCGUCCAGGAAGGAUCGUCAGAGACUCACCCAUACCAGAAGACUCACAUAGUCUUCCUCGAAGGCGAGGAGGUAAAGCAGUUGUGGUGGUGAGGACUCAGCCCAAGAUGAAGUACCUGAAACCUCUGUUCUACGUCAUGCCAGUGUUGUUACCAGUACUUAUUAAAUGGAAAGUCCUGGCUGACGAGGAUUCAUGGAGAACGUAUCCACAUCCCAUUAGGAAUGUCAAUACACUCCAAACAUUUAUUAAAAAAAAACUGAACGAGAAGAAUGAUCAAUUUGUAAGGGACGAUGAAGAUUUCAGAGGCAUCAUUUAUAAUAAUAGAAGCCAAAAUGCGGUCACCAUGUUAGAUCCUGAUCCUUCAAGCAUCAAAAAUACAAUAAUUGUGACUAAUGAAGCAAACUCAGAUGAAGACGCCCAGAUUAAGGAAGACGAAUGCCUUGACGGAUGGGUCACCAGGCCAGAGAAACUUGGAGUUCGCGCUGGCCAAAUCUUGAAUCACCUGGGCGUUCCCUCCUUCGCCUUAGUCACCCAGUGUGAAGCAGGUUGGGUAUUGGUCACGACGCGGUUGCUGCUGCAGGAAGCAGGUGAAAAAGGCGUCAGCUCGUGUUUGUUCGACUCAGUGUCAUCGAUGAAGAAGGCUGUGAUGACCAGCCCAUACGACGCCCGAUGUUUCUCCCGCCGCCAGUGGACUGUGGUGCUCCUGGGUGGCCACACCUGGGCCUCGGACCUCAUCCACUCCACCAGUAACCUUCGCUUUUAUGACCAACGUGUACACUGGGUGGUGGUAGGCUCGGCUGGGGUCAUCACGUCUACGCUGGCCCAAUACCACCAUACACAGAGGGUCACGUGGCUGCGCUGGUCAUCUCGGGCACGAGACUGGGUGGUGCUAGUGAGCAAGGCCACCGCUCAGGGGUUGGUGGCCAGGGAGGCUGGGCGGUGGGUGGAGAGUGGACAACACACCCACUUUCGUGUCUCCCGACCUCUCACACCACCGUUCCCCACCAACUUCUUCCACUCUCCUCUCAGAGUUGUCAGCCGCCACCCCACUGACCAAAAGCUGACGCCCAACUCCGUGGGUCGGUGUUACUACGCUAAGGAGGACGGCAGGAACAUCACCAAGUGUACGGGUUAUGUAGGCGAGAUGCUCAUGCUGCUCACCCAAGACCUCAAUCUUACCAUAGUCAACAGUCUCGUUCAUAGCUGCGGUGUUUCCACUGCUAAUGGCACCAGGGUCACCGUUAUAAGCUAUGGCGAAGCAGAUAUCGCCCUGGGCACCUGCACCAUCACCACUGACAGACUCAAAGUGGUAGACUUCACUGAGUUCUUCGCUGCCAUCAGAUCCACCAUCGCCAGUGCUGAGCCCGCCCUGGUCCAGUCACCUUUCUUGAUAUUCAAUGUCCUCUCCAGCUUCACGUGGAUGGUGGUGGCGGUGUACGUGUUGGUGGUGACGGUGGUGGUUUGGGUCGUUGCCAGGAUCUUGGGUUCAGUGGAUCACCACUACGCCAGCUCAGUCACACAUGCCUUCGCUCUCAUCUUCAAGGCUAACCUCUUCCAAGCACACAGUCAUCAGCCUUGGAGUGUGAGCGUGCGAGCGGUGGUAGCUGUGAGCUGGGUGGGAGUCAUCACUGUGGCGGGAGUCUACUCCGGCAACCUCACAGCCUGGCUCUCUCUUCCCAGGUACGAAAAACCCGUGGACUCUCUUGCUGACCUGGUUACCCGGCCAGACCUCAUGCCAAUUGUUAGUCUGAACGAUCCAAACCACCAGAUGUUCCAAAAUCAAACUGAAGGUAGCCUGGGCGUGAUAAGGAAGCGCCUUGUGGUUUGGAACAACUCGUCAGGCACAGAGCGGAUGCGGGCGAUAAUUUACCAGAAACAUGUGGCAAUGAACAGCGACCGAUCUCACAUAUCCAGGGCGACAGCACUCAAUAAGGUCGAAGGCCGCUUAGGGUUUGCCCCCUGCAGGAUACACUUGGGUCGCCAGGACGUACGGCAGGACUUCUUAGGCCUCAUGAUCAACAAAAACAGCUGGUUCAAGGAACAGAUGAAUGAACGGAUACGGUGGCUAAGGUCUUACGGGAUAAUUCAGUAUCUAUACAAGCAGUUCAAUCAACCAGGGUGUCGGGUGAGGAAGACCGGAGAACAACGAGAAUUUUCGAACAGCCUUACACUGUGGCAGCUUGAGGGAGUGUACUGGGUAUGGCUGGUGGGUGCCGCGACAAGUACUUUCGCUCUGUUGAUGGAGCUUUUUCUGGCCAACUACGUUGAUAAGUGUGAUCACCACCAUUGAUGGUGGUCUGUGAUCACCACCAUUGAUGACAGUGGUGUCUGUGAUCACCACCACUGAUGAUGGUCAGUGAUCAUCACCAUUAAUGAUGGUGGUGUAUAUGAUCAUCACCAUUGAUGGUGGUCUGUGAUCACCACCAUUGAUGUUGAUCACCAUCGUUGAUGACUGUCUUCACCAGACGAAAUUUCUUGCUUCUAAAGAUCAAUGUCAGUAGUACUGAAAGUUCACGUGUAGUAAAAUUGCGCAAUAAAUUCAUCAUAAUGCAAUUCCUUUUUUAGCAACUGGUUUGUGUUUAUGUAAGCAUAUGUUAAUAAAUUAAAUAUAUUGCAUCAUAACCCUGCCCGACUGUAUGUUUACCCAGGAAUUUGCCCAUAUCUUUGAUAAUCUCUCUCUCCAUUGUUUCCCUUUCUCCUGUGUG